Messenger RNA from Rotaria sp. Silwood2, 291 nucleotides. Lineage: Eukaryota; Metazoa; Rotifera; Eurotatoria; Philodinida; Philodinidae. The record is from the annotation of a GenBank genome assembly.
AUGACUUCUUCUUCAAAUAAUAUUUUACAAAAUUAUUCAAAUGAAACCUCAGUGGUUUCGGCUCCAGUCUCAACAAAUAUGGUUAUUGGUUUACCAACUGUACCUAUAAAAAUGGACUUUCGUCCAAUGUCUCACUUGAUGAAAAAACGUACACAUUAUCAAGUAAAUGUUGUUUCAAAUCCUGUUGCACCUUCACCUGUGUCUUCUACGAUAAUCGCUGUUGCUGCUAAACCUUUACCUCAUAAGGCAAUUCAAAAAGUGGAAGGUAUUCAUCAUGCACAAGGUAUUUAA